This is a messenger RNA of Drosophila innubila, 556 nucleotides long. It is a transcript of the gene Tim9a, whose product is annotated as mitochondrial import inner membrane translocase subunit Tim9. The transcript is spliced from 3 exons. NCBI's taxonomy places the organism in Eukaryota, Metazoa, Arthropoda, Insecta, Diptera, Drosophilidae. The coding region runs from base 103 to 390 and encodes 95 amino acids. The record is from RefSeq and is a predicted model, not a curated record.
GACAGUGCGGCACCAUCUCGCACAGCUGAGCUAUCCUAUUAUUUAAUCGCACAACAUUUCGUUGAAUUUAACAAAAACUUCAAUAAAACAACACAGAACAAGAUGGCUAAGAGCCCGGAAACUGUUUCUUUAGACCAACUGGACAAGGAUCAAAUGAAAACCUUUUCAGAUUUCCUCAUGUCAUACAACAAACUAUCUGAAAUGUGCUUCACGGAUUGUGUGCGCGACUUUACCUCUCGUGAUGUUAAGGACACCGAGGAAAAGUGCUCGUUAAAUUGCAUGGAAAAGUAUCUGAAGAUGAAUCAACGUGUCUCGCAGCGCUUCCAGGAAUUCCAAAUGAUUGCCAACGAGAAUGCAUUGGCCAUGGCCCAAAAGACAGGCAAAAUCUAGGGCUAUAAGCUCAUCAACUUUGUAGUUUAGUUAGCAACAUCGAUACCGAUACCGAAAACCGAGCAAACAAUGCAUUUUUGUUGCAUUUGUAUUGUCUUUAACUAGUAAUUAAAUAAAUACCAAAAAAGCAAUGAUCAGGCUAGUUAUGGUUGUAACUUGACAAAGA